UAUGCCCCGUUUAAAACCCCCUAAAUGCUGGUUCGUGAAUCCUAAAACGUUAAACCAUGGCCGCCGACGACCAUCCUUUUGAUGGGCGACCUCCGGCGCUUGGCUCGAAAGAGGCAAAGUCUAGUUGCAAUGGUCGUCCGAACCCGCAGUGUUCGCUGGUGCUUCUCGGUGGCAACAGCCGCGUUUAAUUCUACUAAACCAGCUCAAACAGUUCCUUCUCAAAGCUCCAUCCUUAUCCCACUCAUCCAUUCCUGUAAAAAGCUCGAAUCUUUCCUACAAAUCCACGCCCAAGUGUUCACUCGCGGAAUCCAAUCCAACAAUUCUCUGCGCACACUGCUCCUGAAUUCUUACUCAUCUUGCUAUAGAACCGAUUUAUCCCUCUCCGUCUUCAGCUCCUCUCCGAACCCAUCAAUCGUGUUAUGGAACUCCAUGAUUAGAGCAUACACGAGAAGCGGAGAACAUGAAGAGGCCAUAAGACUCUAUCAUAUUUUGCUGCAGCGAGGCAUCGAACCUGAUAAGUAUACCUUCACGUUUGUGUUGAAAGCCUGCACUGGAAGUCUGGAUUCAAGAACUGGAAUUUCGAUUCACGAGGAGAUCGUAAAGAGGAAGCUACAGGGAGACGCCUUUAUCGGCACGACUCUAUUGGAUAUGUAUUGUAGAGUUGGGAUGAUGUGGGCCGCGUCUCAGGUGUUUGAUUCAAUGCCGGAGUUGGACGUUGUUUCAUUGAAUGUAAUGAUUGCUGGGUUCUCCCAGAACAAUCAAUCGCAUCAAGCUUUGGCUCUUUUCAGGAAGAUGCCAUCUGCUGGUAUUACGCCCAAUAAAGUUACAUUUUUGAACUUGUUUCCAGCAGUAUGUGAGCUCUCCAAUGCUUUGCUCUGCAGGUCUCUCCAUGGUUUCAUCACAAGGAGAUUGUUUCUACCCGCAGUUGCUAACGGUCUUAUUGAUGCUUACUCCAAAUGUGGAUUGGUUGAGGUCGCUCGUCGGAUUUUUUAUGGGAUGUCCGACAAUAAGGAUGAUGUUUCUUGGGGAACGAUGAUUUCUGGUUAUUUCUACAAUGAUUGUUUUGCAAAUGCUUUGGAUCUGUUUGAUGAACUGAGAAGAGAGGAUAUGAAGCUGAAUCAGGUUUCUGUCCUAAGCGCCCUUUCUGCUGCUGCUGAAACUGGAAAUUUGGGAAAAGGGGUUGAAAUUCAUAUGCAUGCAGUUGACAGGGGUUUGGAUUUUGAUAUUUCAGUCAAUACAGUGCUGGUGACAAUGUAUGCCAAAUGCGGAGAAGUAGAAAAAGCAAGCCGAUUGUUCUUCGAGGGAAUGCCCGAGAAGGAUAUCGUUGCUUGGUCUGCCAUGAUCUCAGCCUUUGCCCAAUCAGGCAACCCAGAAGAAUCGCUAUCGAUUUUCAAGAAGAUGAUUUUGGAAGGUAUUAUGCCUAGUGCUAUUACUAUUGUGGGCAUCCUUCCAGCUUGUGCGGACAUGUUAGAUCUGAAUGCGGGAAAGAGCAUCCACUGUAUUGCAUUGAAAUCUGAUAUCGGCGUUGAUGGCUCUGUGGGUACUGCUUUGGUGGCAAUGUAUGCCCAAUGCGGAUCCUUCAUCUCUUCGCUUAACGUGUUUGAUAGAUUGCAGAACAAAGAUGUUGUCACCUGGAAUGCCCUCAUAAAUGGAUAUGCACAGAUUGGAGAUGUUGAUAAUGCUGUGAAAAUGUUUCAUGAGCUGUGUCUAAUUGGACUGCAACCGGAUCGUGGAACCCUUGUUGGUCUGCUUUCAGUCUUUUCAUUUCUAGAUAAAUUUCUUCAAGGAAUAACUGUUCAUGGACUGGCAAUAAAAGGAGGUUUUGGAUCAGACCUUCAUGUGAAGAAUGCCACCAUGGAUAUGUAUGCCAAGUGUGGGGACCUUAAAUCUGCUGAAACUAUUUUCUGGGAGACAAAAUUUCAUGUGGAUGUGAUAGCAUGGAAUACGAUGAUUGCAGGAUACAUGCACAAUGGACUUGCAAAUGAAGCAAUAUCUUUUUUCUAUCAAAUGAGGUCUGAGAAUAUCAGGCCCAACCUAGUUACACUUGUGAGCAUUAUCCCCACUGCUGGUUGCCUUUCUUCUUUAAGAGAUGGUUUAGCUCUCCAUUCCUUCACCAUUCGGACUGGCUUUGAGUGUCAUGUGCUCGUUGGGAAUAGUUUGCUUGACAUGUAUUCAAAAUGUGGAAGACUAGAUGUGGCUCGAGACUUGUUUGAUCUAAUGCACUAUAGAGAUGUUGUAUCAUGGAAUGUCAUGCUUGCUGGAUAUGCCAUGCAUGGGAUUGGUGAAAGUGCCAUCAACCUUUUUUUGCAAAUGAAACAAAGCUGCAUCCGACCUGAUUCUGUGUCAUUAGUUAGCGUCUUGUCUGCUUGCGCGCAUGUGGGUUUGGUUGACGACGGAAGAAGAAUUUUCAAAUCAAUGUGCUCUGAGCUCUGUCUGGAACCUAACAAGAAACACUAUGCCUGCAUGGUUGAUUUAAUGGGCCGGGCUGGCCAGUUUGAUGAAGCAUGGGAGUUGAUUAAAUCUAUGCCAGAAGCGGCUGAUUCCAGUGUUUGGGGAGCUUUACUGGGUGCUGCCAGAAUGCACUGUCACGUGAAGAUGGGAGAAUUGGCUGUAGAAAACUUGUUGAAACUGGAGCCUCAAAACCCAUCUCAUUCUGUGAUUCUCGCAAGUAUUUAUGCUGACUCUGGAAGGUGGGCUGAUGCCGGGAAGAUAAGGGCGGCAAUUAGAAGCAUGAGAGGAGGCAAAAGUCCCGGAUGCAGCUGGGUUGAGAUCAGUGAAGCACCUUUGGCACAGUUGGUUGUGUGAGAUCAUCAGUCCCAUUCAAUAUGCUGAAGCUAAAUAAAGUUUUUGGAGUUGUUUAUGUAGAAGAUUAACAAUUUUGGUUCUGUUCUGUAGUUUUGGUGAAAGACAGCUUUAUGUUGGCUCUUCCAAGGCAGAAUGAAGCAUAGCAAUACCAGCAAGUGGAAAUCUUUGUCUUUAUGAGCUUGCAAAGCAUCACUAAGUUGAAAUGUAUGUACAUGUUUAUGAAGGAACUAUUGGUGAUUUAUCACGCAUGGUGUGAAGGCUGCUUUUAUAACUAAUUUUACACUGGCAGCACAGAAAAAUAAGAAAUGCCAAUGCGGCUUUGAGCUUCAAGUGAGACUUGUGAUGUUGGCAGAUUAAACCAGGUUGUGCGGCCCUAAUGGAACUAGAAAUGGUAGUAGUAUAUUCUUACAAGUGCAACAAGCAAAUGGAAGGAAGACCUAAUAUGUAUCAUGGAGAAUAUUUAUAUGAAUUAUAUGGAUUGCCAAACAUGAUUUAUAUAGUUCUAAAAGAUUUUUUUUUUUUCUUAGGACUCGAGCACCAUGAUUAAGUACAUCUUUUAGAUAAAACUCUUGGUUAAAGACGUUUAUUCAUAUUCUUGAUUCAACAUAUACGGAUUCUAAGCCAUCCUAAUCAGAGGUAAAGCGGCCCAAAAGGACCAAUAGCAUGUAAGAUAACCACAAAUAAAUACGGAACAGAAGAAAGAAAGGAAAUGUUAUUAGCAAGGAUGCAUUAAAUGAGGGUCUUAUAAGCCACGGAUAGGGAUUGUUUGAUCAAUGAUGUGAGUUUGAAAGCCAAGACAUUAGGAAAUUAAAUCAAAGUAAAACGCUUACAUUGGCAGCUCUCUGUUCUCUCCAAUAGAAACUCGACACAUUAAUAACAUGCAUCCUAUGUGGAAGU
This is a messenger RNA of Phalaenopsis equestris, 3702 nucleotides long. RefSeq names its product pentatricopeptide repeat-containing protein At2g39620. Gene Ontology annotation, molecular function: RNA binding; protein binding. The transcript has a single exon. Lineage: Eukaryota; Viridiplantae; Streptophyta; Magnoliopsida; Asparagales; Orchidaceae. The record is from RefSeq and is a predicted model, not a curated record. Gene Ontology annotation, biological process: RNA modification. Gene Ontology annotation, cellular component: intracellular membrane-bounded organelle. Bases 82 to 2805 code for a protein of 907 amino acids.